AUGACCAACGCCAAAGAGCACUCGCGUCCGUCAAUGACGAUUGACGAAUCGGAAGACGAUGCACCAGGGCAAUUAAAUGGCUCGCCACAUUCACAGACACGGCAAGGACUGCAGAAACAGACCAGUGUGCAUAGUCGAGCAUCGCAUGUGUCGCACACGUCUCAUGCCUCGGACGACAGCGACCCACUUGCCCCCUUGGAGUUUGCCAUCUCCCAAGGUUACGGAGUGGACGAUGAAGAUUACGGCAGGGCAGCAAUCACGCAAAUUCGGACCACGACAAGUAUUGGCAGCUCGGCAUCACGUCCACCGGAUUUCGAGAUCGUAUUUGUCGACAAUGACCCAGAAAACCCUCGAAAUUGGUCUCGAGCCUAUCGUGCCUGGGUCACCUUUUGUAUCUCGUUUACCACCUGGACUGUCGUUCUCUACAGCACCAGCUAUACAGCCACAAUAUCUGGCCUCAAGGAAGAAUUUGGUGUUCAAAGCACAACUGUUGUCACAUUGGGCUUGACGACGUAUCUUUUGGGCCUUGCGGUAGGAAGUCUGCUUGUUGCUCCCGCCAGUGAGCUAUGGGGCCGCCGACCUGUCUAUAUUGUUUGCAUGGUCAUCUUCACCGUACUCGUCAUACCCAGCUGCGUUGCCACGUCCCAGGCCGAGAUCAUCAUUGUUCGAUUCUUUGGAGCGCUGUUUGGUGCCGCCAUGAUCUCCAACAGCGCAGGAACCGUGGUGGAUAUUUCAACUGAAGAGACGCGUGCCAUGGUCAUGUCGCUUUGGUCCAUUGCGCCUUUGAACGGACCAGUGACUGGGCCGCUAAUCGGUGGUUUCGUCUUUGAGUAUCUGGGCUGGCGCUGGGAUAACUGGCUCGUUCUCAUUCUCGCUGGUGCCGGUACCCUGACCAUGUUUACAACGAAGGAGACUUAUGCACCGAUAAUCCUACAAAAGAAGGCUUCCCGUAUCCGAAAAGAGACCGAUGAUGAGCGGUGGUGGUCACGAUACGACAACAAAAUUUCAACAAUUGACUUGAUCAAGGUCAAUCUGGGCCGCCCAUUUGUUCUCUUCUUUACUGAGCCCAUCCUGUGGUUCUUUAACCUUUGGAUAUCGCUCAUUUACGGCAUUCUAUACCUAUGUUUCGUCGCCUAUCCAAUAGUGUUCCAGCAGUAUCGUGGCUGGAGCGCUGGCAUGUCGGGUUUGGCUUUUGUUGGAAUCGGCAUUGGAACCAUGAUUAUCAUCCUGAGCGAGCCACUCCUUCGCAAGAUUAUCAACUCCCACCCCAAAGACCCAGCUACGGGAAAGGUUCCGCCUGAAGCCACCGCGAGAGUCAUGAUUAUUGGGGCCAUCUUGACUCCCAUCGGGCAACUGGUAUUUAGUUGGACAUGUUUACCUGUCACCAUUCAUUGGGCAAUUCCCAUUGCCUUUGGAAUCCCUUUUGGCGCCGGUAACACCAUCAGUUUCAUCUAUGGAAGCAAUUAUCUGGCUGGCUCGUACGGAAUUUAUGCUGCAUCUGCCCUCGCUGGAAAUGCCGUUACGCGCAGCAUAUUCGGUGGCACACUUCCCUUGGCUGGAGCAAGCAUGUACGCAGCGCUCACGCCACAAUGGGCAGGCACGCUGUUGGGCCUGCUCGAAGUGGCCAUGAUUCCCAUACCUAUUGUAUUCUACAAAUAUGGAGCAAGAAUCCGAGCCAAGAGCCCAGCAAUCAAGUCGCUCAAGGCGGACGCAGAGAAGAAUGAGCUCAGAGCGCAAAAGGCACAAGAACGAAAGGAAAGACGACAGGAACGCGCCGCUGAGAAGGCAGCUGCAGGACGGCAGACGAGGUGUUGA
This is a messenger RNA of Pestalotiopsis fici W106-1, 1815 nucleotides long. RefSeq lists its product as uncharacterized. The record is from RefSeq and is a predicted model, not a curated record. Gene Ontology annotation, molecular function: transmembrane transporter activity. NCBI's taxonomy places the organism in Eukaryota, Fungi, Ascomycota, Sordariomycetes, Amphisphaeriales, Sporocadaceae. The coding region runs from base 1 to 1815 and encodes 604 amino acids. The transcript has 2 exons. Gene Ontology annotation, biological process: transmembrane transport.